UAUGACUUCUGCACAGCCAUGGGAAGAAUGGUUGCUCUAACUCUGAUAACUUUUUUUGGAGCAAUAAUAUGUUGUUCCUGGACAAAAAACCUACCAAACGCUCCAACUCCAAACAUUAUCAUCAUGCUCAUGGAUGACAUGGGCUGGGGGGACUUGGGGGUGUUUGGCCAGCCUUCUAAAGAAACCCCUAAUCUGGAUGCCAUGGCAGCUGAAGGGAUGCUCCUACCAAACUUCUACACUGCCAACCCUCUCUGCUCCCCCUCUCGAGCUGCACUUCUCACCGGGAGGCUGCCCAUCAGAAAUGGUUUCUACACUACUAAUGCCCGUGCCAGAAACGCAUACACACCACAGGACAUAGUAGGAGGUAUAUCCAAGGAUGAGAUUUUGUUACCCCAGCUGCUGAAGACAAAGGGCUAUGUCAGCAAGAUAGUUGGGAAAUGGCACCUGGGCCACAGACCACAGUAUCUUCCUCUGAAGAACGGUUUUGAUGAAUGGUUUGGUUCACCAAACUGCCACUUUGGCCCUUAUAACGACCAGUCGAUACCAAACAUCCCUGUCUACAACAACUCUGAGAUGCUCGGCAGAUUCUAUGAGGACUUUAAGAUUGACAGAGAGACUGGAGAGUCAAACCUCACACAGAUCUACCUGAUGGAAGGUCUUGACUUCAUACUUCGUCAAACUAAAGCUCAGCAGCCCUUCUUCCUCUACUGGGCAGUCGAUGCCACUCACGCACCCGUCUAUGCCUCCAAACGCUUCUUAGGGAAGAGCCAGCGAGGCCGCUAUGGCGAUGCGGUGAUGGAGCUGGACUACAGCAUCGGUCAGAUUUUGAAGUGGCUGCGAACUCUUGGUAUUGACAAUAAUACCUUUGUCUUCUUCACCUCAGACAACGGUGCAGCUGUUAUGUCUGGCCCCAAUGAAAGUGGCAGCAACGGACCCUUCCUCUGUGGGAAGGAGACCACCUUUGAGGGAGGCAUGAGGGAGCCUGCCAUUGCUUGGUGGCCUGGGCACAUCAAAGAAGGCUCAGUGAGGGGCUGCAUGGUGGCUACAGGAACAGAGAUUGGGAGGCCAAUAUAUUAUUACCGUGGGAAUGAACUGAUGGCUGUGAGGCUUGGAGAAUACAAGGCACACUACUGGACCUGGAGCAACUCAUGGGAGGAGUUUAGACAGGGCAUAAACUUCUGUCCGGGUGAAGAGGUGCCAAAUGUGACUACUCACGAGCAGAAGGAGCACACACUCCAGCCACUCAUUUUCCACCUGGGGCGGGAUCCUGGAGAAAAGUUCCCUCUCAGUGUUCUUUCUAAGGAGUACCAGGACGCUUUGAGCAGGAUAUCUGCAGUUGUGCAGCAGCAUAAAGACACUCUGGUGCCCGGCAUUCCCCAGCUCAACAUGUGUGACAGUGCAGUGAUGAACUGGGCCCCCGCUGGCUGUGAGAAGUUGGGAAAGUGUCUGAAACCGCCCGAGUCUAACCCCUGGAAGUGCAACUGGCCACACUGAGAGCAAAAGUACUGGACACCAACAUGAGGAACUGAAACCUGAAGAUGUGCCAAGCCAUAGAAUAGGACACAGCCUCUGUGUGUAAAGGAAUGUAUUUUUAAACUCUUUGUGUUUUUGUACAAUGUUUGAAGAAAAGAGCAUUCGGUCAAAUCAGGGAAACGUGUUUGCAAACUAUGAUUGCGGUUAUUUUUACAUCUGUGUGUUUUAAUCUGCCAAUUCUAUUUCAACUUGCUACGGAAUGGAUAAAACAGAUUUUAUUGGUGUAGAUCAAGGAUGCCAAACUCAUUUUACAUUGUGAGCCACAUACAUCCCACUUUAAUUUGAAGUGGGCCAUACCAGUGAAACUUCCCUUUCUGUCUUUAAUUACACAUUUAAUCCUUGAGAUAUCUUAAUAUGAGCAAUAGAAGUGCAAUUUCAGCUGCAUUUAUCAGGUUUUUUUCUACGUGGUAAAGAAAUGCUGCUCAAGUUAAUGAAACAAGUCUGUCAGCACUCUUACACUGUAAGAAAUAAAUUGUAUGGGCUUAAAUUGUGAGAAAUAAAGAUGUAAAAUUG
Pundamilia nyererei is the source of this 2046-nucleotide messenger RNA. RefSeq names its product galactosamine (N-acetyl)-6-sulfatase (gene galns). The transcript is spliced from 14 exons. The record is from RefSeq and is a predicted model, not a curated record. Bases 19 to 1494 code for a protein of 491 amino acids. Lineage: Eukaryota; Metazoa; Chordata; Actinopteri; Cichliformes; Cichlidae. Gene Ontology annotation, molecular function: arylsulfatase activity.